Molecule: messenger RNA, 906 nt
Organism: Aphidius gifuensis
Lineage: Eukaryota; Metazoa; Arthropoda; Insecta; Hymenoptera; Braconidae
Product: succinate dehydrogenase cytochrome b560 subunit, mitochondrial-like
Exons: 6
Coding region: 265-789 (174 amino acids)
Biological process (GO): mitochondrial electron transport, succinate to ubiquinone; tricarboxylic acid cycle
Cellular component (GO): membrane
Molecular function (GO): electron transfer activity; succinate dehydrogenase activity
Source: RefSeq, a predicted model, not a curated record
AGGGCUUUUUUUUCCGCUGAUGGCGCUUGACAAAAUUUUUUUUAUAUAGAUAAUCUAUCUAUAAUAGAUUUCAUAUAGAAAAGCUUCACAAACGCCACCAUCGGAAAAAAAACGCCCUAAUGAGAACAUCCUCUGAAUACGGGUGCAGUAUAGACUAUGUAUAUGUAGGAAAGCGGUUUUGUUUUUGCGCUGUCAAAUCGAAAAGACGAUUAAUAAAAAAAUUAAUAAAAAAAAAUCUGGUAUUGUUUCAUAGAAUAUUCAACAAUGGCCCUCAGCUAUUCAAGGUUAUUGUGCUGCCAAAAUUUGGGCAUGUGCAAAUCCCCAAGUAUCUUCACACCUAGAUUUGUUGCUAUCCCAUCAACAGUCUCAAAAUGUAUGACAACACAAAUUGAAACAUAUACACAGAAAAAUGAACGUUUAAAUCGACCAAUGUCUCCUCAUCUGACGAUUUAUAAACCUCAAUUAACCACAAUAUUGUCAAUUACUCAUCGUGGAACCGGAAUAGCUCUUUCUUUGUACGCACUCGGGAUCGGAGCAGCUGGACUCUUUAUACCUGGAGGAAUGCUGUCAAUGAUUCAAACGAUUGAUGUAAUGUGUCCACCAGCCGUAUUUCUUUUCAUCGGAAAAUAUGCUAUUGCCUGGCCAGCACUUUUUCACUAUUUUAAUGGAAUUCGUCACUUGGCUUGGGACUUGGGACAACUUCUAAGAAUAAAGCAAGUUUAUACUACAGGCUGGACUGUCAUAGCAAUUUCGACAAUUGCUACUUUAGCUUUAGCGGCGAUAUUUUGAGGUAAAAUAAAAAAGUAAAAUUGUUAGUUAACUCCAAACAAUUAUCAAAACUAAAAAUCAAGUGUAUAUCAAGAAUUUAUUCUUCGUUUGAGUUCAAUAAAUAAUGUCAUUGCGAAA